Molecule: messenger RNA, 12481 nt
Organism: Cuscuta europaea
Lineage: Eukaryota; Viridiplantae; Streptophyta; Magnoliopsida; Solanales; Convolvulaceae
Source: the annotation of a GenBank genome assembly
GCCCACAUAUGGGCUGAAGCCCAAACUCUAAUUCUUCUUACAAUUCUUCCAGGAGUAUACCAAUACUCUCUUUCUGACUCUCGCUUUGGCUGUGUUUCGUUUCCACGCCCGACGGCUGCUCCUAUUCAGGUUCUUCCACCUCUAGAGUCAUAUCUAUUCUUUGCUGCUUCAACUCACUUCUUUUAUAAGCAAUUGUCUUUUAUUAUUCGGCUGUAAAUAUCAGUUUUUUUAGUAAAUCUGUUUAUGUUUUUUAUUAUUCGGCUGUAAAUAGCAGUUUUUUAGUAAAUCUGUUUUUGUUUUUUAUUAUUUGGCUGCUCCUAUUCAGGUUCUUCUACCCUGAUUAACAAUGUAAGUUUCUGCAAAUAAAUGUUAAGGUGAUAGCACAAGCAGAAUUCAAGACAUUUAGAGCUCGUUUGGUGGGGUCUUUUCUUAAAAUACGGGAAAUGCCAGCACUGAAGGCAAAAUUCUCUUUUUUUUUUUCUAAAAUCGUUGUAACUUUUUUAUUUGUAAUUUAUUUUUUUAUAAAAACUUUUAAUAACCUUUCAUAUGACACCGGUAUUUCAUAUAUAAAGCAGUUUUGGACAAAAUAAAAUUUCAACAGCAAGAAGAAUGUAGUUCUAAUUUCAUUUUUAAAAAAAACUUUGUAUAUGUGAUAUUGAUGACAUAUGAAAAAUCAUAAAAAAAUAUGAAUUUGAUAUAUUUCUUUAAAAAAAUUGGAAUAUAGAUAAAAAAGUUACCCCAACUUGGAAAAAAUAGGAUUUUAUAUUUAUUUUUGCCCCGCUACUCACUUCCCUUAUUUUGAGUAUUUUGAUGCUCCUAGGGGUGGGAUUUUAGAUACAUUAGGGAAAGGACCCGUGUUUUAAGAAUUUCCUCCGUUUGGUGCUCCUAGCCUCUUAGGGCCUAGGGGUGGAACUUUAGAAAGAAACCUAGAACAGAAUCAAACCAUUAUAAUUCGAUUCGAUUCCUACAAAAAAUAUGUACACGAAACCAUUAAGGAACCAUUAUUAAAAAAUAUAAAUAAAAAAUAAAAAUAAAAAUAAUAGCAGUAGUGAAAGUAAUAACUAUAAUUUUAACAAUAACAAUAGUAGUGCAAUCAAUGAUAUUUAGCUAAAAAUUCUCAUGGUAUAACGACAUGGUUAUUAAGAAAAUAUUUAAAUAAGGUAAUUCGAGUAUAUUUUGAAUUAUAGAAAUAAAAUAUAAAGUAAUAAAAUAGCAAUAAAGUACUGAUUCAUAUGAAAUUAUAUAGAAAUAUUUCCAUUAUUAUUACUUUUUGAAAUGUGAUGGACAAAAAUAUUACUGAUUAACUAUUAGUGAUAUAGUUGUAUUCAAAUUCAAAUCUUAGUAAUUACAUGUAAGUUACUAUGAUGUAAAGUUUAAAGAUAAUUGAUGGAGUAUAUGGGUCUGAGCCCCUGGACCCACAUACUCGGAAGAACAGAAAGCACAAAACACAGAGUGGCGCCCUCGUCGGCCAAGACGCCCCCGUCGGCCGAAAAGGGGCCAACUCAGAUUAUGGUCCUGAGCCCAAGGAACUCGGGUGCCCCCGUCGGCCAUGCCCUCGUCGGCCAUGCCCUCGUCGGCCACGCCCUCGUCGGCCACGAGGACCUCCCAGAACCGGAUUUUAUACUUAUUCAUUUGUACAGCCCAUUAGUGGCUUUGUAUUCGGCCCAGUAGCGGUCCAGUUGUAAAUGGGCCUCCCAAGCCCAAGGCUUGGGAGCCCAGCCCGUAUUUUCUCUAUAAAUACUCCCCUUGGGAGUAGUUGUGGGGGUUCAGAAUUCAUUAAUAUCAAGCAAAUAUAUUACUUCUCUCUCUAGCUCUCACUUCUCUCUAGAGAUAUACUCUAUCAUUUGGUGCUCUCGUUGAGAGCUAGAACAAUCAAGUUAGCACCCUUCGUCGCUACCAAGCACAGCUAGCCACUGAUCAUGGGGAGAACUAAGUCAAACCGCAACCUCGUCAGCAAAGUCAUCCCUGAGGACCAAGAGCCCAGGGAGCACGAUGAGGACGCCACGGCCGACCAGGUUGGCGGAGGGGACCUCUUCCAGGAGGCCUUCAACCUCACGACGGAUCUCCGUAACCAACUCGACGGCGGAGUCCCCGACGCCCGCCUCGGCCUGGAAAAGAAACGAGCUGAGAAAGCGGACCACGCCCCGGCCCAGCCUAUGGCCGCGGCCUCUCCGUCCGUAGAUCCUCAGGUCCAGGCCGCACUAUCGGCUAUCAUCGCCAGCUUGGCUCAGAAUCCCACCGUCCUCAGCGCACUCUUGCCAAGGACCGGGGGAAACGUCACCCCACCUCCUCAUCCCCAACCGUUGGCCGUCCAGAUAGGCAACAAUGAGGGGGUUGUGGCCCAGGACACGGCGUCGUCCCAUUCCCACCCUGCUUCCCCUCUUCGGCCCGGGCAGACCCCAACGCGUGGAAAAGCCUCUGCCUUCAAUAGGCUAGGUGACACGCGUCGUCGUCCGGUUUCGGAGAGGAUGGCGGGACGGAUUGGUGAUCCUCGUCCUGGCUCGCCAAGAGAAAGCUUGGGGUCUGUGUCCCGGACAGCGGACCAGCCCCGCCCGGACAAAGGAAAGGGGAAGUUGCACGAGGAUGACGUGCGCCACCUGAUCAACGCGGCUCACAACGAGCGCCUGAGGAACCAGCCGGGUGUCGCCGCGGCCGACAGAGACCCCCGGGACGAGGUCAUUGCCCAGCUGGAAAGGAGGUUGGCUCAGAUGGAGGCCAAGCAGUCGGCCAACAUCCCUACGGUCGGCGCUUCCAACGACCCCGGCCUCAACGCGCUCAUGAACAAAGUCAGCGCCCUGGAGAGGGAGCUGGCCGAAGGGCGGGGUGACCCCAUCAUCCAGGUCAGGACUAGGACCCCUUUCACCAACAGGGUCCUCUCGGCCCCCAUCCCUGAGAAGUACAGGGGGAACGCCAUCAAGUCCUACGAUGGCCGAUCAGACCCCCAGGAGCACUUCAGCCGCUAUCAAAACAACAUGCUGAUGGUAAACGCGUCCGACGAAUACCUCUGCCGUUGGUUCCUCUCUACUCUCGAGGGGCCAGCGUACGAGUGGUUCAACGGACUGCCAGAGGGAAGCAUUGACUCAUGGCAAGAUCUCGCCCAGCGCUUCCUCACUCACUUUGCCGGGAGGAAACGCGCCAAGAAGUAUUUCACCCACCUCCUCUCCGUCAAACAGCAGCACGAGGAGUCCCUCCGGUCAUUCAUCGACCGGUGGACGAGGGAGACCGAGGAGGUCGAGGGGGCCGAUGAGCGCACCCUCCUCGCCUUGUACCAGGGAGCCCUCCGCAGCUCCCCGUACGCCAGGAGCCUCAUCACCGACCCCCCGAGGUCGUACACCAAGGCGCUCCAGCGCGGAGGCUUGUAUGCCGACGCCGACGAGCUCCACAAUCACAAAAGAGAAGGGGGCCAUCCCCCCAAGAAGACAAAUCCUUCGCCGGCCCCGGGUCCGUCCCCGGCCGGCCAGAGUGCCCAGGGCCGCCACGGCCCUGGUGGACAAAGUAAGAAAGACCGCCACUGGCGGCCGAGGCUGGAACGGCCGGGGGUAGCCCUCACCCACCCGGUCGGCACCAUCCUCGAUUAUGCCGAGAAGCACGGCCUCAUCGAGCAGGCUCCUCGGCCGGCCGAGGAGAUCCUGGCCAUCCAGCAGGGCGACACGUACUGCCGGUUCCACAAGAACUCGUCGCACAACACCGACGAUUGCAUCACAUUGAAGAAGGCCAUCGAGCGUCUUAUUCGCCAGGGGGAACUCUCCCAGUUUGUCAAAGGUGGCCCACGUAAAAACACUUGGGUAAACACCGACAAACGUGGGGGCGAACCCUCUGCGAAGAAGCGCGAGAUUGGUAGGCUCAGCGACGACGAGGACUUCGAGGAGCCUCCGCCGAAGAAGAAUCACAUCCACCUCAUCGUAGGCGGGAACACUGGGGGGGACUCCGCCACUCAGAGGAAGAAAUGGGCCCAAUCCCUUUACAUUGGAGAGGUGUCCCACGUUCCCCCCCAGCCGAAGAAGCAGCGAACGGAGGCGAUCACCUUCACCGACAAGGAUCUGCCUCCGGGUACGGAGUCACACAGGGACGCCCUCGUCAUCCGAUGUGAGAUCGGUGACUCCAUCAUCCACCGCACUUACAUCGAUACGGGGAGCUCCGUCAACGUGAUGUACCUAGACACCUUCAAGCAGCUGAAGCUGGACAGAGCUCUGCUGAAGCCGAUCAAGACCCCGUUAUCCGGCUUCACCGGGGACUCUAUCGACGUCGAGGGCACGAUAGUCCUCCCCGUGGAAGUCGGUGACGGCCCCCACCAUGCCAAAAUUGACAUGGAGUUCAUGGUGGUCAACCUCCAGUGCGCCCACAACCUGAUCUUGGGCCGGCCAACGCUGGAGGACUUGGAGGCCAUCAUCUCCAUGAAGCACCUAUGCUUGAAGUUUCCCACCAAUGACGGCAUCGGCUACGCCAGAGGAAACCAGAGGAUAGCCAGAGCUUGUUACCUCAAGCUGACGAGGCCGGCCGAAAGGGAAGGACAGCGGAUAGACACCAUCACGGCCGCCGUCGCCAUGGACGAGGAGAGGCCACAUGCGGAGCCGGCCGAGGAGGUCGAGGAAAUCCCUCUGGAUACCUCCCGGCCGGAGCGGGUUCUCAGGGUCGGAAAGCAACUCCCCCAGGACCAGCGAAACGCCAUCCUCCUCGUCCUACGGUCAUACGCCGUUGUCUUCGCGUGGGGCCCGGACGAUAUGCCCAGCAUCAGCUGCCGGGUGAUCACUCACCGGCUGACCGUCGAUCCGGCCUCCGCGCCCGUCAAACAGAAGCGGCGCUACUUGUCCGCUGACAGGCGGGACUUCGUCAAAGGGGAGGUCGCCAUGCUCCUAUCGAUCAAACAUAUCAAAGAGGUGAAGUACCCAACAUGGUUGGCCAACGUCGUCCUCGCACAGAAACCGCCGACGUUCAGAAUGUGCGUUGACUACACUGACCUGAACAAGGCGUGCCCCAUGGACCCGUUCCCUCUCCCCAACAUUGAUCAGUUGGUGGACGAGACGGCGGGGUGCGAGUUGAUGUCGUUCCUCGACGCUUUCAGAGGGUACCACCAGAUCUCCAUGCACGAAGAUGACUCCGAGAAGACGGCAUUCAUGACCCCAGAGGGAAUAUUUUGCUACCUCGUCAUGGCCUUCGGACUCAAAAACUCCGGCGCCACCUAUACUAGGAUGGUGGCCAAAAUCUUCAGAGCGGUCCUUGGCCGGACGAUGGAGGCGUACGUCGACGACAUGAUCGUCAAGAGCAGGCAGGCCACCUCCCACGCCGACGACCUCCGGGAAAUCUUUGAAAUCAUGAAGGAGUUCAGGCUCCGCCUUAACCCCAAGAAGUGCGCCUUCGGCGUCCAGGGCGGCAAGUUCCUUGGCUACAUGGUCAGCCGGAGAGGCAUCGAGAUAAACCCGGAGAAGACGCAGGCUAUCAUCAACAUGGAGCCGCCCCGAAACGUCAAGGAGGUACAACGACUGACGGGGCGCCUGGCGGCCUUGAACCGGUUCCUCUCCAGGUCAGCUGAGAGGGCACUUCCCUUCUUCCAGAUCAUGCGCAAGGCAAACAACUUCAAGUGGACGACGGAGUGCCAGGAAGCAUUCGACGAAUUGAAAAGGUACCUGUCGUCCCCACCCGUACUCUCCAAGCCCAAAGCCGGCGAAACCCUCUUCUUGUACUUAGGGGUGAGCACGUCGGCCAUCAGCUCCGUGCUCAUCCGUGAGGACGAAGGGGUGCAGAAGGCCAUCUUCUACAUCAGCAAGACACUCAGGGAGGCCGAGCUCAGGUACUCCCCCAUUGAGAAGACGGUGCUGGCCAUCGUCCACACCGUGAAGAAGCUGGGGCACUAUUUCCAAGCCCACACCGUCCACGUGCUGACCCAGCAGCCUCUUGGCGCGCUCAUGAGGAGCCCCACUAGCUCCUCAAGGAUGGUGAAAUGGGCGAUCUUCCUCAGCCAGUUUCAGAUUGAGAUCAAGCCAAGGCCAUCUAUCAAAGGGCAAGCCUUGGCCGACUUCGUCAUCGAAUGCACGGCAAGGGAGACGGCCGUCGCCAACCCCGGGCCGGAGCCGGACGACACGUGGACCCUGUUCACUGACGGCUCGUCGGCCGCGAAAUCAUGCGGCGGCGGCGGCGUCCUCAUAUCCCCUGAAGGAUUCAGAGCCUACUAUGCCAUCCGCUUCAACUUCAGGGUAUCCAACAACGAAGCCGAGUAUGAGACCCUCCUCAGCGGUCUCAGACUCGCCGCCGGUCUCAAGGCCAAGCACCUCAGAAUCAAGUGCGAUUCCAAACUGGUAGUGGGCCAGGUGGAGGGAUCGUAUGAAGCAAAGGAAGGCCAAAUGAAGCAGUACAAACAAGCGGCGGAGGAAUUGCUGAAAGCGUUUGAAACCCACGAGAUCACUCAGAUCCCAAGGGCCGAGAACGCCGAAGCCGACAUCCUCUCCAAGCUCAGCUCGGACACCCCGGAGCACAUCUCCCAGUUGGCCAAGAUCGAGGAGUUGAGCAUGUCCAGCAUCCAUGCCAGCCCCGUCUUGUGCGUCCAACAGCGACCAGAGGACUGGAUCUCCGACAUCGCCACCUUCAUCACGACGGGGGAGUUGCCCCCGGACGAGGAGAGGGCCAAACUCGCCAAACUCAGGGCCCCAAGCUACACCAUCGAAGAUGGCAAACUCUACAAACGGUCCUACAAUGGCACUCUCCUCCGAUGCCUGCACCAGGAUGAGGCCGAUACCGCCAUGGAAGAAGUUCACUGUGGCGUCUGCUCCUCGCACCAGGGUCCUUUCAGCAUGUCCCGGCGUCUCGUCGUCCAGGGCUUCUUCUGGCCGACGAUGGCACGGGACUGCGCUGACCUGGCCAGGAAGUGCACCACAUGCCAGGUACUCCAGAAGGCCCCUGGUCGGCCAGCUGUCAACUAUGCCCCUGUCAGCACCGCAAUUCCAUUCUCCAGAUGGGGGAUUGACCUGGUCGGCUCCCUGCCCAGAGCCGCCGAGAAUAACCGCUACAUCAUCGUCGCCGUCGACUACUUCACCAAGUGGGUCGAGGCGGAACCCUUGGCUAGCAUCACGGGGGCCAGAUGCCAAAGGUUUGUUUACAAAAACAUCAUCACACGCUUUGGCGUCCCCCAGGAGAUCAUAUCAGACAACGGCACCCAGUUCGAGGCUGCCCCUUUCCAAGAGCUCCUCCGGGAGUUUGAGGUAAAGCAUCGUUUCUCCUCCGUCGCCUACCCUUAGGGCAACGGGCAGGUCGAGAACGCCAACAGAACAAUCAUGGAAGGGUUGAAGAAGAACCUCCAGGCCGCAGGAGGUAGUUGGGUCGACGAGCUCCCCAACAUCCUGUGGUGCUACAGGACCACGCCGAGGAGGGCGACAGGUGAAACGCCUUUCGCCCUGUGCUACGGCUUUGAAGCAAAGGCGCCCACGGAAGUUGCCGUCCCCAGCCGGCGGGUGGAACAAUAUGAGCCUGACACCAACGAAGAGAAUAUGAAGAUUGACCUACACCUGGUUGAUGAGAGGCGUGAGCAAGCUUACGUCCGCGCAGAGAACUACUGGCGUCAAGUAAAAUCAUACUAUGACGCCAAGGUACGUUCCCGGGAAUUUCAGGUGGGGGACUACGUCCUCCGCCGAAGGGAAGCAAGCCAGCCGACAGAGGGCGGCAAGCUAGCAUUGAAGUACGAAGGGCCCUACAUCGUCAGUGCCGUGGUCAAACCCGGCACCUACAAGCUUAAACGCCCGAACGGGUCCAAUGUACCACGAACAUGGAAUGUACAUCAUCUGGUGAAGUUUUAUCAGUAAUCCGAAGGAGGUGUAGACGGCGAAGCCCUCACCCCUUAACGGGUUACUGAUUGGACGCCACCCUCGGCCUCGAGCCACUUAUGAAUAAAAUCAUGUUCUGAUUUUCUCUGGAAUUUAAAGUAAAACAUUAGCAGGUGCCCUCGUCGGCCACCUUAGAGCGAAAGGCUCAGGUCUGGCCGACAUGGCCCCUUGCAUUUGCAGCCUACGAGCGACAAGCUCAGGCACUCCAUUGUAUUUUGUAUCAGCGAAGGGCUCAGGCCUAGCUGAGAGAGCACAUCGUCCUGGCCCCGUAAGCCUAGAAGUGAAACGCUCAGGUAUGGCCGACGAUGUCCCCAGGACGAGGGGCCCGCAAACGGCCCACGUCUUGAAACGGGAAGCUCACCGCGUCGUCCACGCGCCAGAUCGCAGAACGACAGGCCUGAAAUCAUGGCCGAGGUGACAAAAUCCCAAAACUCGGGGAUGGGCAACGACAGCCGUUGGAAACCAACCAAAAGUCUAGCCCGCGUCAUAAAUAGGCGACGGGACCCGCCCUGAGACCACGGACGUUAUAAACGAAGUCCGAACCGGCCGAAGGACGAGCACACCCUUCGGCCGAAGCCUGAAAGAAGGAUACCCCCGAAACAAAAAAAAAUAAAAAUAAAAAAUAUAUAUAUGAGGGAAAAAGAGGGAAGCCGACGGCCGCGCACACUUGCCGGCCUCGAGCAAAGAAAAAAUAAAAUCCCCACAAAUUCAGGCCCAUUUUGGCCAAGUACAUAUUAGUUAAACACAAGUGUAGUACCGCUGACAGGAAACAUGGACGACACGUCCACACACUACAAACGGAACAAUCAAGGCCGAUACACACGCCUUUAAAACCCUAACCACAUCGGUUGGGUGACACGCGAGAGGUGACCUUCAUCGGCCAUAGUCCUUUGAGGCACCAACGUUUGGUAUGAAACAAAGCAUCGCAUCCCUGAUGAUGAUCAGGACGAAGCGGGCACUUAUCAAGUAAUCAAGAAACAACCUCUACUUGCCACAGCACCUUGGAUGGCCGACGCAGGCACUGGAACCAUAGCUAGCCGACGAAUACAGGACCAUCUCCUUGGACAAGCUAUUCCUUAUCCAGCACCCUCAUCGGCCACAAGCCAGACCUUAGCCGGCAGUGGCACCGCGAAGAAGUAAAUGCCUAACAUUUAUACUUAGGAAAUUAUCUAAGUACUCAAAUGAAGGAAUUCUAGCCGAAGCGGGUACCAGUAUACCACAAAGCCGUUAGCUACCUACACCUUCACAUGUGUACUUGUGAAAAAUUCAAAGUCCACGAGACUAUGGUGAAGGUGCCCUUAUCGGCCAGAACACAGGGAUACAAGCCGACAACGGCCAUGGCCAAAACACCUAGGAUGAAUCCAAGGCCAGGACGAUAAGGACGCCAACGCUUGGACGGAACGGACACUACGGUCAAGGCCGAAAGGAAAGCACCUAAGUGGAUCCCAAAACACUUAGAAAUUUUUUUUUGAAGAAAUUCCUAAGUAUUAUGAAACUACGUCCAAGCCGAUCAAGCCACUAGGCCGUAAAGACAGCAGCUACAUGGACCCAAAAACACUUGGGAAAUUUUUGAUUCAAAAUCCUAAGUGUUAUGACAAAGCAAAGAGGACGACCAGACUACUGGACAGGAAGGCCCACCUUACGGACGUAGCGGACACUCGCGGGUGACCCAAGUUAUGACUUGAUACUUAGACAAUUUACAGAAUUGAAAUGACAAAGCAAACAAGCAUACAAGGGAUUCAAGGCCGAAAAGGACAGCAAAAAUUUCUUCAAUUGAUAAACUUCAUUACAAUUGGGGGGCACUACGGCCGUUACACCACUUGGCAAAAUAUUGAAACGCUAAUUACAAAUGAAUAGUCUAUCAAGCUUCGGGGGCAUCACCAUCUGCGGCUGUCUCAUCGGCCUCAUCAGCUCCCCUGCACUUCGCACGAGUCCCUCCCAGCUCUCCAGGCCUUUAGCGAAGCCCAAAAUUGGAAAAUGGCCCAAAAUCAGAAAAACCCAAGUUACUAGCAGUCUAGUCCGCAUCUUUCCGCUUCGGCAAAACCCCCAAAGGCCAAAUUGCCAUUUCCAACCGAUGAAUCUAGCACUCGGACGUCGCACGCAGCAACCCUCGUCGAUCAUAAGUUGCUGCCUUUGUGGUCGCAUGCAGCACUCGGACGUCGCACAAGGGUGAAGAGUGUUCUGGUUUCUGGCUUUCUGCUCUAAUUGGUCUUGCGGGGUAAACUGAGAGGCGUGAGAGCUGCUCUUCGGUGGUAAGCUGAGGCCUGGGAUUCUGAGAACUGCUGGUCACGGCUAAGUGGCUAAGAGGGAUAAAAGAUGGUGCAGUAUAAUUUCAAAAAGAUUACCAUUGUCCCCAAUGGGAAAGACUUUGUUGACAUCAUCCUCUCCCGUACACAAAGGCAGACUCCAACUGUUGUUCACAAGGGCUAUGCAAUAUCUCGUAUCCGUCAGUUUUACAUGCGCAAAGUGAAAUAUACAGUCAAACUUCCAUGACAAACUCUCCACUAUUAUUGAGGAGUUCCCCAGGCUUGAUGAUAUCCAUCCUUUCUACGGUGACCUCCUCCAUGUCCUUUAUAACAAAGACCAUUACAAGCUUGCACUUGGCCAAAUAAAUACAGCAAGGAACUUAAUUUCCAAGAUCGCAAAGGAUUAUGUCAAAAUGUUGAAGUAUGGUGAUUCUCUCUACCGAUGCAAGUCUUUGAAGAUUGCUGCCCUGGGACGAAUGUGUACCGUGAUUAAGCGAAUCACACCCAGUCUGGCAUAUCUUGAGCAAAUUAGACAGCACAUGGCUAGGUUGCCUUCGAUCGAUCCAAACACUAGGACACUUUUGAUUUGUGGGUACCCUAAUGUCGGUAAGAGCUCUUUCAUAAACAAAAUUACAAGAGCAGAUGUUGACGUGCAGCCUUAUGCGUUCACCACAAAGUCCUUGUUUGUGGGUCACACUGACUACAAAUACCUUAGGUAUCAAGUCAUCGACACUCCGGGAAUAUUGGACAGACCAUUUGAGGAUCGCAAUAUCAUAGAGAUGUGCAGCAUUACAGCUUUAGCCCAUCUUAGAGCUGCGGUUUUAUUUUUCCUAGAUAUAUCAGGAUCUUGUGGUUAUAGUAUUGAACAACAAUCUGCUCUGUUCCACAGUAUAAAGUCUCUCUUUAUGAACAAACCCUUGGUCAUAGUUUGCAACAAAACUGAUUUGCAGCCUUUGGAUGGGAUAUCAGAGGAAGACAAGAAGUUAGUCAUGCAGAUGAAAGAAGAAGCUAUGAAGACUGUCAUUGGACAAGGUGGGGAGGCCACAGACGACCAAGGUGUGCUUUUGACUAUGAGUGCUUUAACUGAAGAAGGUGUGAUUUCCGUGAAGAAUGCUGCUUGUGAGAGGCUGUUGAACCAAAGAGUUGAAGUCAAGAUGAAGUCUAAGAAGCUAAACGACUGCUUAAACCGUUUUCAUGUCGCCAUGCCCAAACCAUGUGACCAGAAAGAAAGGCCUGUGUGCAUACCUCAGGCAGUGCUGGAAGCGAGAGCAAAGAAAGCAGUGGAAGUUGCAGAGAAAGAGAAGAAGAAGCUUGAGAGGGAUCUUGAGAAUGAGAAUGGAGGUGCAGGUGUCUACUCUGCCAAAUUGAGUAAGCACUAUAUCUUGGCGGAUGAUUCUUGGAAAGAUGAUGUCAUGCCAGAGAUUCUCGAUGGGCACAAUGUGUUUGACUUCAUCGAUCCUGACAUCUUGCAACGGCUUGAGGAGUUGGAGAAAGAAGAAGGGCUUCGGCAAGAACAAGGAGAUGAAGGUGUCUUGGAGAUGGAAGGUGGUCCGGAGCUGACAUCUGAAGAAAAAGCCACCCUGGCUGAGAUCAGGAAAAGGAAGAGUCUGCUGAUCCAACAGCACCGUAUUAAGAAAAGUACGGCCGAAAGCCGACCAACCGUUCCAAGGAAGUUCGAUAAGGAUAAAAAGUAUACGUCAGAGAGGAUGGGCAGGCAGUUGUCUGGUCUGGGACUUGAUCCAACCCUUGCGGUCAAACGUGCACGCAGUAAGUCAAGGGGACGUAAGAGGGAACGAUCUUUAUCUGGCAUGGGUGACUCGAUGGAUGUUGAUGGUGAUGAGGAGACUCCUAACAAGAAGAAGUUGAAGUUGAUGCUGUCUAGGUCCAGGUCAAGGUCCAGGUCAAGGUCAAAGUCGAGGCUUCCAAAUGAAUUGGUGCCUGGUGAAGGAUUCAAAGACACUGCACAAAAGUCUAAGGCUAUUGAUUUGGCUAAGAACUCUUUCAAGGUGCGGAACAAGGCAGCCUGCAAGGGUGAAGGUGAUAGAACUAUUCCUAAUCUGAAACCAAAGCACUUGUUUUCUGGCAAGCGUUCUAACGGAAAAACACAAAGGCGUUAAGGUAUACGAGGUUCUGAUGAAGUUGUGCAAUUUUUUGGAGUGUUGUGUAUCUCAGCUUGUUGUUCUGCGGAGUCGGAUUGGAUCCACCGAAUACUCCUCUCUUUUUGGUUUUGCAUGUUAUUUAGUGUUGCUUCUUAUGUUUCUGUUUUUGCCGCUCCAUAUAAUGUUCAUUUUUGUUAUUUUUCAAGGGAUUAAGUUUUUACCUUUUUCUAUUUUGACUGGUGUCGUUUGUUUUGAAAGAAUGACGAAGAUAAGAUAUUUAGAGUUUAAUUAAAGACACAAAUAUGAUACUUAUCCAACAACAAAG